GAGCUGGUGGUGGAAUCACUUUCAUUAGAGGGAGGAGGAGGAGGGAGGGGGACCAGAAAUACCCCAGCAGCUCGGGGUCCAGCACUGAUUGGUGAGUAGCUGGGGCACUCCUCGGCAAGAUGGCUGCAUUGCUGCGCGCAAUAGUGGCAUCCUGGUGAAAUGACGCAAGCCACAGUUUACGUUCAGUCCUCUCCGCUCCGAGCUCUCCGCUCUCCAUAGCGCAGAUCCCGCCCGACUCGCAGCCGGAAGACCGACCGGCUCCAGCCCUCCAGUGGACCGAGCGGCACCGGUUCAUCUGCGUGAGAGUGAGAUGAGGAGAGGCUUCAGAGUGUGAGGCCAUGGGCUGCACCUCGGCCAAGCAGGUGUCGGCCGUGCCCAACGAUGAGGAGGGACGCGGCAAGGCCUACAGCAACGGAGACCUCUUCACCGACGAAUACAAGAUGAAGGGAGUGGAGGAGGUGAAGUACAUGAGAGGGGAUGAAAACCGGGUGAAUGCACGCAACCAGGAGAACCUGGAGAAGAGUAAUGUGCAGUACAGGGGUAAACCGCAGAAAGAGGUCUCUUCGGCAAACAUCAAGUCUAACAUUCACACGUCAGAGAGCCAGCAGGAAUUUUUCAGGAUGCUGGAUGAGAAGAUUGAGAAGGGAGCUGACUACUGUUCGGAGGCGGAGGAGGAGGAAGAUGGGACAUAGCACAGAGGCCCCCGAGAUUGACCCUCACAGAGAGCCUCACAGUGUGUGUGUGCGCGUGUGUGUGUAAAUGCGGAGGUGUGUGCCUGCGUGAGAGUUGAAUCAGUGUUUUACCAAUGGGGCGUCGAUGUGACGGGACACUGUAUGUGUUGGUAUGAGCAUGUGUGUGUAUUUGAACGUAUGGCAAAGAUAGUAUUUUAAUCGAAAGUGAAAGAGUGGGGGAUACAUGAGAGAGAGAGAGAGAGAGAGAGAGAGAAUGGGAUGAAGAGCACUUUCUUCAGAGACUACGACCCUCCUCACCCCUUCAGGCCUCCUGAGCGGACAGAUGGAGGCGGCGGAGCGAUGGCGGGACAGACAGAUGAAAAGGAGGGAGGGACGGUGAAGGACGUGACGAAAACGGAAACUGUCAGCUCAAACCGAGUGAUUUCAUCGAGCAGCUCCUCAUCCCUCCAUCUGUCCCUCCGUAUCCAUCCGGCUGUACCCGCGUGGUUUCGAUCCCGAAUAUUUAACCCCAUGCAAUAGGACAGAGGAACUCCCAAAUACGGGGAGCUCCAGUGAGGACAAAUGUCCGUGGUGGGUGUGUCUGUGCGGAGGACUGAGACACAUAAGUAAAAGGAGAAAGGAGGCCCUGGGAAUGAAAAAGAUGGUGAAGGCAGAGGAGUUGCGUAACACCACCAGGAGCCACACUGAACUUUUUGGCCUGCCUACCUACAGCCAGGCCGGCUGGGCCAUGAGGGACUGAGAGAAUGGGUGAGGGCGGCGGGGUGAGGAAAGAGAAUGAAAAAUGUGGGAUAUUUUAAUAAGACAUAGUAGAGAGCGAGCCGGUGAUUUAGAAACUCUAAACUCCUCCUGCCUUCUGAAGUCAAGGACCUUUUAUUUUUGAUUGUGUUUUGCAGCUACAUGUUCGGUUCUUUUUUUUCCCCCGUUUUUCUGAUGUUUUUUUUUCUUCAGUUUGUUUUACUCUUGGCUUCCUUUUUUAGUAUAUCAUCAUCAUCGUCACCAUCAUCACGAAUUCCAUUAUCGUCCUCCUCAACACAGCAGGCAGACGGAAGCUGUGUUAAUUCAGAUCAUCUGUGUCUCAACCCAAUCCUUCCUCCUUCAUAAACCAUAACACUGCAGAUCCAACCUGACACACACACACACACACACACACACACACACAUGGAGUCUUUUAUUGUACAUAUCGUCGCACACUGUCAUUCCAACACACCUCAGCAUGUACAUUUAAACCAUACAUACACACACACACACAUUAAUGGAUCCCUUUUCAUUUCACCAGCAGACUGUCGUGUGCAUCAUAAAGCUCUUUUCUGCCUUGAUUCAGUGUACACACACACACACACACACACACACACACACACACACACACACACACA
Messenger RNA from Anoplopoma fimbria (sablefish), 2065 nucleotides. RefSeq lists its product as uncharacterized. The transcript is spliced from 6 exons. The record is from RefSeq and is a predicted model, not a curated record. NCBI's taxonomy places the organism in Eukaryota, Metazoa, Chordata, Actinopteri, Perciformes, Anoplopomatidae. Bases 339 to 692 code for a protein of 117 amino acids.